UUAGAAUGUCCUCAUGAAGAAAUAACGUGUGGAUCACUUGAAGAGAGGUUGAGCACCAGCGAAAGGAAAGCCCUGCUUCUGAAUUUUCUUCUAAGCGAAAUAAAAGCUGCUCGGUUGUUCGCUUGUGAUGCUCUUUCUCAACCCAUCACGGAAGAAGGCGACAAGGAGCUUACACCUUACCUCACCUCUGCGCUUAAAGCGGCUGCUGUCCCCAAACCGAGCGGCAAAUUUGAACCUGUCGACAUAAUCGAUAUGCUUCAAAAG
Molecule: messenger RNA, 264 nt
Organism: Ostertagia ostertagi
Lineage: Eukaryota; Metazoa; Nematoda; Chromadorea; Rhabditida; Trichostrongylidae
Source: the annotation of a GenBank genome assembly